AUGCACCCGGAAUUGGGCGCCGUGUUGGAUGCUCGUCCCCCUGCCAAAGGCUGGUUGCGUCGACUAGGUCGACUGAUAGCUGCCUGGGGCCACGAUCCCCCCACAGACAGCGGAACCCUGGAGAGACAAAUUGAGUCCUACCGACGCGGCUACCCUCGUUUUUCAGCAGUCAUCGCAGCGGAUGACUCUUUCUGUCUCUGCCGACGAUUCUCUAAUCUCCGCAGUCGGCUCCUCUUGCUCAAGCAAGACAAACUCUCGGUGCUAGAGAAGAAAAUCAAUGAGGUCGACGAGUGGGAGCCCAGAGCCCUCUUCCUUGGCAAGAGUCGGUGUGAUGUGAAUCAAGAACGACUCUCCUUACUCGCCGAAGCCGACGAGAGGCUGGCAGACUAUGACUUGUUCGUGGAGCGUACCUCUCGCAUGCUCAGCUCCAGACUUGCCGGCUCACGUGCGAGGGUUAGCCUUCAGAACUGGGUCAGUAGCAACGGAUGCAUAGCAAGAGAGGAGACAGAGUACUUGCAAUACGCGCGAGAUUUGAUCUCGUUGGCUCCUGCGAAAGAUGGAGCAAUGGCGAGUUUAGAAUCGCGGGUUGAAGAUAUCUUCAUACGCUUUUUCAAAGGCUUCCUCCAGGUUAUCGCCCUUCGUCGGUUACGCGGCUUGGCCGCGUUGCCACAAAAGCCAUGCAAGCUUCGAGCUAUAAGGAUAUUUGAAAGCCAGUUCGAACAGACUCGAGAUGAAAAUGCCCUCACACGAGCCAUCGAAAUAGCGCAGAUGGCCGUAAGCGCAAGCCCUCCCAACAGCCCAGCACGGCCAGUACUGCUGAAUACCCUGUCAAACAAACUUCUUCGUCAGUACAAAAUCAGUGGUGGGAUAGAGCACAUACGAGGGUCGGUGGCAACGGCAGAGGAGGCACUGGAUAGUUUGCCGCCAUCGACCUGCAUUCCUCACAACUGUGCAUCCAAGUUAGAUCUCGCAUUUGAUCGCAAUCUAGACUCACAAUACUUACUUCGCGCUGUUAUCAUGGCGCAAGAGGCUGUGGACUCCACCAAUGCGCACGAUGAAGUCAAACGAGCCGGCAGACUCGACAAUCUCGGAAUUUUGUUGCGUCGACAAUACGAGCAAUCUAAGGACGCUGGUGUCUUAGAUGGAGCUAUCAAAGCCUCUCGUGAAUCUGUAAGUCUAACACCACCUGGUUAUAUUGAGUUGGGAAGCAGACGCAGCACACUUAGCAGUUUGCUCUCUAUGCAAUUCGAGCACACGAAGAACCCAUCAUACCUCGACGAAGCUAUCCAGGAGGGGGAGACCGCUAUGGGUUUAACUCCACAAGGCCAUUCAGAACGGCUGGACAUGCUCAACAACCUGAGAAACAAAUACCAGCUCCGGCAUAUCAAGACAGGGGACCAAAAUGAUGUUGACUCUGCCAUACGGUUGGCUGGAGAAGCUAUCAGGUUGAUGGAAGAAGACGCUGCACAACGAAGUCCAGACUUGGUUAACCUGACCGAAUUGUUCAGACGUCGAUACAACCUUUUCAAGGAGACUCAAGAUCUGGAUGAGGCCAUCCGAAUAAUAGGACAGAUAACUGAAUCCAUGUCCGAAAGAGACUCAGACUAA
Molecule: messenger RNA, 1608 nt
Organism: Exophiala spinifera
Lineage: Eukaryota; Fungi; Ascomycota; Eurotiomycetes; Chaetothyriales; Herpotrichiellaceae
Exons: 4
Coding region: 1-1608 (535 amino acids)
Molecular function (GO): protein binding
Source: RefSeq, a predicted model, not a curated record